AUGGAACCCCAGGUGGUCGUGGCCGAGCUCCAAAGGCGUCAGCAGGAGGCAGAAACCCUUCGCACCGAGCUGGGGACCUCCCAGGUCGCGCAGGCGGAGCUGCAUGCCUCCCUGAGUGCGAUGGCCCUGGAGAACAUUCGGCUGAGGGAUGCGCUGGCGGCGGCGCAACGGGCCGCCGAACCGAGCGUGGUCCAGCUGCGGCAGGUGCUCCUGGACCCCGCCGUCAAUGCUGAGCUGGCGAGGCUCAAGCGAGAGUUGGAGCGUAGGUCGGGCCGGGGACCGGACGACCCCGCGACUGGGAGGGGCAUGGAGGAGGUCCAGGCGGCAGGACCCAGGCAAGAACCCUUCCCUGCUGCUGGAGGCCUGAAGCAGGUCAUGGAGCUGGGGCGGGCAGAGCUGCGGGAUUUGCAGGCUGCUUACGACGAGCUCGAAUCGCGGGCGCAUGCGCUAGAGGAGGAGCGUGACACGCUUCAGCGACAGCUGCGGCGGCGGCAUGCAGCCGAGAAGUACGAGGCCGCUCUCAAUGGGAAGGCGGUGGGCGCUGCGCCGGCCGUGCCGCGCCACGGCAAGAGGGCACAUGGCGACGCGGACAUGCGAGGCUCUGCUCCUUCGCCCCGGGCCGCCGAGCGGGCCAGGGGCCAUGCCGUGGACGAGCGGCAAGACCGCCGCAGGCGACGUUCCUGA
Molecule: messenger RNA, 684 nt
Organism: Auxenochlorella protothecoides
Lineage: Eukaryota; Viridiplantae; Chlorophyta; Trebouxiophyceae; Chlorellales; Chlorellaceae
Exons: 4
Coding region: 1-684 (227 amino acids)
Source: RefSeq, a predicted model, not a curated record